Molecule: messenger RNA, 759 nt
Organism: Trichoderma aggressivum f. europaeum
Lineage: Eukaryota; Fungi; Ascomycota; Sordariomycetes; Hypocreales; Hypocreaceae
Exons: 1
Coding region: 1-759 (252 amino acids)
Source: RefSeq, a predicted model, not a curated record
AUGACUUCGUCAUCUCGCUUCAUCCAAGUGGCUCUGGCCGUCACCAUUGCCAGACUAGCAUCCGCCCAGACAAACCCAAACGCACAAGGCGCUUGCGCAAAAACAACAGGCGGUUCAAAUGCAUGCGGUCCCAACGGUUCCGAAGCCUGGCUUAACACUGGCCUUGAUGGCGAUGGUUGGAAUCCGCCCUUCUUGGACAUCAACAGUCUGUCACACAUCAGCCUGUCAGACUACUAUAAUGGCGUCGGUGCACCUUGCCGACAGUAUGACCAGUACUUCCAGUCGUCCGGCCAGAAGUACAACAUCGAUCCCGCCAUCUUGGCCUUCAUUGCCAUGCAGGAGUCUUCUUGCAACGCUGAUGAGGGCGGCCCAACUCCCGGCCUGAUGCAGUGCGAUCCUGGAAACUGCCAGAACGGCCAGAGCAGCUGCCAGUAUCCCAUCCAGGACAAUGUCGAUUGCGGUGCCUGGGUUCUUCGGGGUGCCCUUAAUAACACGGGCGGCAAUGCUGUCCACGCUCUGGGCUCAUACAAUGGAUGGUACACGGCUAGUGAUGGCACUGGACUCAACGGCGGCAGAGGAAUUACGCAGGACUAUCCCUGCUCUCAGGAAGGGAGGAAUCACGGAGAUCCCCAGAAUCUCAACUAUCUCCACGAGACGCUCAAUGGAUGGUUCCUGGGCUACGACAUGUACGGUUCUGACGCAAAUCUCGAUGGAUCUUACAGAUGCACGGGAAGCUGUAGCGACGGUGGUCUAUGUUAG